AGCCCGGACAGACUCAGCACGGAGAAGAGACAGUCCAGUCCGUUUCAGCAGGCAGACAGUAGUUCAGUCAGUAGUCGGCAGGCCGCUCUGGUGUUCACGUCGCCCCGGCCUGGCCGCUCUCCGCGCGCCCUCGCGCCCCGCCGCGCACCUCGACGUCGUCGUCGAAGACGCCCCUCCUCCGCGCGACGCUCCGCUACCCGGCUCGCAGCGCGCCCUGGAUUAAAGAGCGGCCGGGAGCGUCGUCGGGGACCCUUUGUCGCGUCGGGGGGGACCUCCCCCUGACCAUGUCCGCGGCGCCGCCGGCCCUUGGCGCCGCCGCGGCCACGGCGCCGGCGCCCCCGGAGCAGGGCGUCGCGACGACGCUGUCGGCAGGCACCGCCUGCAGCCCCAGCGGCACCGUGGGACGAGCCCUGCGCGCCGCCGUCACCGUCGCGUGCCUCGCGGUCUCGAGUCACAGGCACGGCCGCCGUCACUGCGGCCGCUAGUGCGCGCGCGCGUGUGUGUCAGUGUGUGUGUGUGUGUGUGUCAGUGUUUGUGUAUGUGUGUUUGCUCCCUAUGGAUAUGAUGUCUCGUCCGGCGCCGCUCUCCGCGCUCUGCCAGGUCGCCGUCCUCCUGUGCGCCACAGGUGUCCUGAGCUCGGCGUCCCACGGCCACCACCAGCACUCUGACCCGUUCAGCUGGACGACGCCCCGGGGCCCCGCGGCGGGCGGCGUCCUGGACCUGCACCCGCCUUCGGCGGGGGCGGCGCCGGCGCUGGCCUCGGAGCUGCGGUCCAGCGAGGCGCCGCCCGUGACCGAGUACGUCAUCAACGAGCACCAGCACGCCGUCCUCACGUGCGACGUGCCUCCUGAGCUGCUCAACCUGGUGCAGAUCUUCUGGUACCACGACAACGUGCCCACCGAGACGGUCGUCCUCGGCCAGCUCAAGGCGGGCAGCAACGGCGGCGAGCCGGACGCCGGGCGGCGGUACGUCCGGGACCCGUCGACGGGGUCGCUGACCAUCUCCGGGGCGCGCAUGGAGGACGACGGCGUGUGGGGGUGCCAGGCCAAGGAGGCGACCUCGCGCCGCGUCCUGCACUCGGGCCCCGCCGUGCGGCUCGUGAUCCUGGUGCCGCCGCGGCCGCCCUACCUGCUGCUCGACGGCCGCCGCCUCGACCCCACCAACCUGUUCGUGCCCAUGCGCGAGCACGGCACCCUGGACGUGGAGUGCGUCGUGGAGGCCGGCAACCCGGCGCCCACCGUCACCUGGCAGAUGCUGCUGGCCGAGCGGCUGCUGCCGCGCCUCGACGAGGCCGUCGACGACCUGGUGAGCACCGUGGCCGUGGACAAGCCCACCGGCCUCGGCGGCCACCUCAGCAGCCAGGCGCGCGUCCAGCACAUCGUGCGAGAGCAUCACAACGCCACCGUGAGCUGCCUCGUCAGCCACCCGACCCUGGCCGUGCCCUACAACGCGACCAUCCUGCUCGACGUUCAGUAUUCUCCGUCCUUCGACAUCACCCGAGCCCCCGGCUUCGGCACACCCGUCCGGGAGGGCAGCCCGCUGUCGCUUAAGUGCGACGUGGACUCCAACCCACCGUCCAGCCCAGUGUGGCAGAAAGAUGACAAGUCGCCGCCCGUGGAGCAGGCCGGCGACGGCUACCUCAACUUCACCUCGGUGCGGAGGGACCAUGCCGGCUGGUACAAGUGCACCUGCCGACACCUGCUCACCGAGUACUCCUCCAACGCGUACCUGCUGCAAGUGCGAGGUGCCGAGGAGAUGCCCGCGGAGUACCCUCCGGGGCUGGCGGGCCUGCCGCCGCCGGACACCAAGCACCUCGAGGCCACGCUGGGCGGGUCGGUGCAGCUGGACUGCCCGUGGGGGCCGGGCUCGUGCUGGCUCAAGCUGGGCGCCGACGGCCUGCUGCAGCCGGCGGUGGGCUCCGGGCCGCAGGCCGGCACCGCCUCGGCCGUGCUCAGCAUCGACCGCGUCCUCUACCAGGAGGCCGGCGAGUACCUGUGCGCCCGCGACCGCCACAGCCUGCAGCGCUGGAGGAACACGUACUCGGUCCACAUGAACGUGAGCGGUCGGCCCAUGGUGCACCCGGCGGUGCAGGUCGUGACGGCCGUGGCGGGCCACUCCGUCACGCUGAGCGUCGAGUUCUGCGCCAACCCCGCCGCCCGCCGCGUCAUGUGGGUGACGCAGCGGCUGCUGCUGCUGCCUGGCACUACGGACCAGGAGCGUGGCCACGAGUUCCACAACAUCACGGCCAGCGACACGGUGCACUGCCAUGUGGCCUCUCUGACGCUGCACCGGGUGCGGCCUGCGGACGAGGGCGAGUACCUGCUGCUGGUGCGCUCGAGCGGCGGCGCGUCCGAGGGCAGCGUGCAGCUCAACGUGACGGUGGCAGAGGGCUACUCGGCGUCGGCGCGCACCCGGCCGCACCGCGGCCUCCACCUCCUCGCCGCCGUCCCCGUCCUCGGCGUCCUGGCCGGCGCCGCGCGGCCCCCGCGCUGAUCCGGGCCCGGCAUCCGGGACCCAACUCGAC
Messenger RNA from Frankliniella occidentalis (western flower thrips), 2524 nucleotides. It is a transcript of the gene tei, whose product is annotated as immunoglobulin superfamily member 10. The coding region runs from base 556 to 2493 and encodes 645 amino acids. The transcript has 7 exons. Gene Ontology annotation, cellular component: cell-cell junction. Gene Ontology annotation, molecular function: cell adhesion molecule binding. Gene Ontology annotation, biological process: cell-cell adhesion. The record is from RefSeq and is a predicted model, not a curated record. Lineage: Eukaryota; Metazoa; Arthropoda; Insecta; Thysanoptera; Thripidae.